Messenger RNA from Callithrix jacchus (white-tufted-ear marmoset), 315 nucleotides. NCBI's taxonomy places the organism in Eukaryota, Metazoa, Chordata, Mammalia, Primates, Cebidae. The record is from RefSeq and is a predicted model, not a curated record.
CAGAACAUGCCUCUCGCAAAGGAUCUCCUUCAUCCCUCUCCAGAAGAGGAGAAGAGGAAACGCAAGAAGAAAAGCCUGGUGCAGAGCCCCAGUUCCUACUUCAUGGAUGUGAAAUGCCCAGGAUGCUAUAAAAUUACCCCGGUCUUCAGCCAGGCACAAACGGUAGUUUUGUGUGUUGGCUGCUCCAUGGUCCUCUGCCAGCCUACAGGAGGAAAAGCGAGGCUUACAGAAGGAUGUUCUUUCAGGAGGAAGCAGCACUAAAAGCACUCUGAAUCAAGAUGAGUGGGAAACCAUCUCAAUAAACACAUUUUGGAU